CAUCUUGCCGAACAACAUAAACAAAGGGUGAGGGAACUCGCGGAAAGAGAGCAGUUCUGCCUUUGUUGUGUUUGUGAAGCGUUGAUGGAAAUUAUUUCUUGCGAAAGCUUGGUGCAGUCUUCGUAUUAUCUGUAUUGCAAUCUUGAAGUACACCACUUGGGAUUAAUUUCUGUAAACUACAGUCCACCGAAAUCUGAACCUGUGUGUCAAGCUCUAUUUCUUGGAUAUUCCUCGUGAGUGAAGCAGUAGGAGUGGUUUGUGAUUUGCUGUUACAUUGGAUUCGCACUGAUUUAUAUUGGAGGAGCCGGAAACGUGUGCUUGUCCUCGCUGGAAUUCUGGAAAAUACUCUGUGGCAGCUGACAGACCAACAGUAACUGUGCACCACUUGGCAUUGGGACAAAAGUCCCCCCUCCUCCGUCGGCCCUUUGUUUGUAAGAUCUCUGAAUAUAGAGAGAGAGAAGGACAAAGAACGAGAGGAGAAGGAGAAAGAGAAGGAGAAAUUUGGCCUGGGUUUACCGACGACCUCCACCAGCAGUGAUGUCGAAAAUCAGAUCCAGACGCUGGACACGUGCCAGGCAAUGUUCCUGCCGGUGGGCGCCUCCAUCUCCCUGCUCAUCAUGUUCUUGUUCUUCGACUCGCUGCAGGUCGUCUUUGCCAUUUUCACAGCCGUUCUGGCCACCAUAGCUUUUGCUUUCCUCCUCCUUCCCAUGUGCCAGUAUUUUGUACAGCCUUGCUCCAGCGGCCAAAAGAUCUCAUUUGGAGUGUGUGGCCGUUUCACGGCGGCUGAGAUCAUCUCGUUCUGUCUGUCGUUCACCAUCGUCUGUGUGUGGGUCCUCACCGGUCACUGGCUACUCAUGGAUGCGCUGGGCAUGGGUCUGUGUGUGGCGUUCAUCGCCCUGGUGCGACUUCCCAGCCUCAAGGUGUCCACGCUUCUACUGGUGGGCCUUCUGGUCUACGACGUCUUCUGGGUGUUUUUCUCGUCCUACAUCUUCAGCACCAAUGUGAUGGUCAAGGUCGCAACGCGGCCCGCAGAUAACCCGGUUGGGUUGUUUGCCAAGAAGCUUCACCUGACGGGGCUAGUGAGGGACGCUCCCAAGCUGUCGCUGCCUGCCAAGCUGGUGUUUCCCAGCACCCAGAACUCCAGCCACUUCAACAUGCUGGGACUGGGAGAUAUUGUGAUGCCAGGACUACUGCUGUGCUUCGUGCUGCGCUACGACACAUACAAGAAGUCCCAGCUGUGCUCGGCAGAAGCCGGCGUGCCGCCCCCGCCCAACUACGUACAGCGGAUCUCCUACUUCCACUGUUCCCUCAUCGGGUACUUCUUAGGUCUGCUGACAGCGACGGUGUCCUCGGAAGUGUUCAAGGCCGCUCAACCCGCCCUGCUGUACCUGGUGCCGUUCACACUGCUUCCACUGCUUACCAUGGCCUACCUCAAGGGCGACCUGCGGCGAAUGUGGCACGAGCCGUUCCUUGCCACCCCACCGUCUAAGCACAUGGAGGUUUAACCCCGGCUUGGACUAGACCAGUUUUAACGACAGUUGCGACUAGAGAGGUUGAAUGGACGACGCGGACUAAAGAAGUUCAACACACAGACUUGUACGACCAAUACACAGACUUGUACGACAUUGACUAGAUAGUUUUAAUGUCGGCUCGGCCCAGAUAGGUUUACCGUCGGCUUGACGUCGGCUUGACGUCAGCUAGGACCCGAUAGGUUUAGAACUUUGCACCCACCUGGCGCAGAGAGCGCACAACACUUAUCGCCACGGACCAAGAUGCCGAGGCAGUACACGCUAUAUCACACCGGCGCUGAUCGGCGUCCCGUGCGGAAACGGGACGGCUUCUUACCGUGGCUGAUCGGUGUCUCGUUGGGGUAUAGUGUUAACGUUGGCUUGGACUAGAUCGGUUUAACGUCGACUUGGACUAGAAGUUUAACAAAUGACCUUGAUUCGAGAGCUGAUAGAAGACUGACUGACCUGCGCAGAGCGUGCGUGUACGAGUGCAUGAGUUUUCUCGGGUCAACGUUGUCUGUUGUCGUACAAGUAGCCGUGAUUUGUACGCUGAAUGAACGCCGGAAUGUCGCCGACAUAGCGUGUGUGAGCUUCUGGGCCGGGCUAUACUGCUUUCCUACCGGAGCCUCGUUCUCAGAUUUCGCAAGAAACUUCCAUUCUUGGCUUCGGUCAUUUGUGAGUGAUUGAGAAACUUGUUCGCUCAUUUAUUGAUUCGUUCAUGGAUUCAUUCAUUUGUUCGUGCGUCAGCCAGAGUGAAUAAAGAGGGAGCAUGAAAAGACAUGGAUAGGAGAGUGUUUGCUUCAUCACACUUCAUCUUUUUUGUAAAUCAGAGGAUUCGAAUUGUGGCCAUAUGUGUGUGGCGGCGGUGCUCUGUAUAGUAGAGCCAGAUUGAUGUCUGCUGGCGAGUGUGGUACGGAGAAGUACGGUUCUAUUGGUCAGCCUCAUCGUCCAAUCAAGUUCCAGCAGACAGAAUCAUCUACGAGUGUACUACGGAAACGUAGGGUUCUAUUGGUCAGCCUCAUCGUCCAAUCAGGUUCCAGCAGACAGAAUCAUCUACGAGUGUACUACGGAAACGUAGGGUUCUAUUGGUCAGCCUCAUCGUCCAAUCAGGUUCCAGCAGACAGAAUCAUCUACGAGUGUACUACGGAAACGUAGGGUUCUAUUGGUCAGCCUCAUCGUCCAAUCAGGUUCCAGCAGACAGAAUCAUGUACAAGUGUACCAGAAAAGUAAGGGUGAGCGGGCCUGUCAGUGGAGUGGAGAGUGAACAUGUUUCCGGUAUUUCGCCAGGUCGGUGGAAUGUGAGGCGACUGUCACUCUUUUUGUGGCGAGACUCUCACUCUUUUGUGGCGCGACUCUUUUUUUAUUCCGUUUGGGAGGCUGAGAGAAAGAACUUGAACUCUAAAGGAAGUGUUGUUUGGACCGUCUGCUUAAGAUGGUUCACCCCACCCCACCCCACCGGGCCAGUGAAAGGUCGUCGUAGCAACAAACACAAGCGAAGGUGAAGGCUGCAGAGAAAGUUGGAUCACCACUGGGCGGGCAGCCAGCCUGCUGCAUGGUUACCAUGGAUACCAAGCAUACAUGGUUACUAUGGAUACCAAGCAUACAUGGUUACUAUGGAUUCAAAGGAUACAUGGUUGCCAUGGAUACCAAGCAUACAUGGUUACUAUGGAUUCAAAGGAUACAUGGUUACCACGGAUACCACGGAUACAUGGUUACCACGGAUACCACAGUCACCUCUGUAGCAGAUGUUUGACCUCUGUAAAGCGAGGAAUAGUGCUUGAUUAAGAUAAUGAUAAUGAUGAUAAUAAUAACGAUAGUUGCAUUGAUUUAGAGCCUUUUAUCCACGCUCUAUGCGCUUUACAAUUGUCGUUAUUAUUACCGUACGUAUUGUUAUUGGAUUUGUGUUUGUGACAGUGAAAUGAGGAAUAGUGUUGAAUAAUAAUAAUAAUAAUUAUAAUAAUAUUAAUAUUAAUAAUGAUUAUAAUUGCAUUGACGUAGUGCAAAUGUACACUGUACAGCAUGCUCUAUGGGCUAAUUAUUGUUAUCAUGACGAUGGGGAAGUAUGAUGAAUACUAUUAUUAUUAUUAUUAUUGUUACUAUUAUAAUUAUUAUUGUUAUUAUCAUUUUUGUUAUUUUUAUUGUUAUUAUUAUUAUUAUUAUUAUUGUUGUUAUGGUUAUUAUUGUUUGAUUAUGAUUAUUAUUAAUCCUCGUCAUUUCCCUACUUGCGUGUGUGUAACGGAAGGCAUGUUCACCUGGAGGGACUAGUGUCUGUGGUUCUCACGGUCCUCGUUCUUGUUGGUAACCCAUGCGGUCAAGCUGUCUGUGCUUUGUUCUGCGACACGACGGGAGGGGGUUAGGAGCGAAGGGGUCAGGGGUGAGGGGUCGCGGGUGAGGGGUG
Molecule: messenger RNA, 3906 nt
Organism: Aplysia californica (California sea hare)
Lineage: Eukaryota; Metazoa; Mollusca; Gastropoda; Aplysiida; Aplysiidae
Product: signal peptide peptidase-like 3
Biological process (GO): membrane protein proteolysis
Cellular component (GO): Golgi-associated vesicle membrane; lumenal side of endoplasmic reticulum membrane; cytoplasmic side of endoplasmic reticulum membrane
Molecular function (GO): aspartic endopeptidase activity, intramembrane cleaving
Source: RefSeq, a predicted model, not a curated record